AUGCGCGGCGAUUCCUUUAUCUGGUCGCUGGCCGCCGUCGUACCACUCCUAUCUACCACCGUUGAAUCACUCAGCGUCGUCAAGCGAGAUAAUCCGUCGGUUAUCGGGUUCGAUAUCGAGCGUUUCCAGGCUGCAAAGCCCGUUCACCGUGAUAUCAUCGCGAAAAGAGCUUCGACUAAGACUGUCAGCCAGGAUCUAGAUAACCAGAAAAACCUCUAUUUCUGUAACCUUACGCUCGGCACACCACCACAGACAAUCCGUGCUCACAUCGACACUGGCAGCAGUGAUCUAUGGGUUAACACUGCAGAAUCACAGUUCUGCAGCUCAAGACGAUCGCCAUGCCGACCGGGUGGAACAUAUGACUCGUCAAAAUCGAGCAGUUAUAACCUUGUCUCGAACGACUUCAACAUCUCGUAUGUUGACGGAUCGGGCGCUAGUGGCGACUAUGUUACGGAUAUCAUAAACGUGGGAGGUGUUAAGUUAAAUGAUUUCCAGUUUGCUAUCGGACACACCUCGUCUAGUCCUCUUGGUGUUUUGGGAAUUGGAUAUGAAGCUGGUGAAGCCCAGGUCACUAGAUUCGGUGACAAGUCAUACGCCAAUCUUCCUGCUGCUCUUGUCAAAGCAGGCCACAUCCGCUCCAAUGCUUACUCCCUCUGGCUCAACGACCUCAAUGCCAGCCGUGGUCAGAUCCUUUUUGGCGGUGUUGACACCGGCAAAUUCGAUGGAAAACUGCAAACUGUGCCCGUCCUUCAUACCCGCAGCGGCGAAUACAAUGCCCUUGUUGUAGCCCUUACUGCAGUCGGGAUCCAAGGUGGCUCUCAGGGCAGCAUCGACAGCUUCCCAACUCAGCCAGUCGCCGUUGCCAUGGACUCUGGCAGCAGUCUAAGCUACCUCCCUGACGCACUCGCAGCUAAAAUUUACAACAAUGUUGACGCCGUGUUCGACCCAUCCAACAACCUCGCUUUCGUUCCCUGCUCAAUGGCGAACGAUGACAAGAAACUUGUCUUCACCUUCUCCUCGCCUCAGAUUUCUGUCGGCAUGGACGAGCUAGUCAUCGACCUCGGCCCAGACGCCAACGGCAAUGAAGCUACCUUCAGAGAUGGCUCAAAGGCCUGUGUCUUUGGUAUUGCACCAGCUGGCGGCUCCAUCUCUAUUUUGGGUGAUACAGUGCUACGCAGCGCAUAUCUCGUCUACGACCUGGACAACAACGAGAUCUCCAUCGCCGGUACUCGGUUCAAUUCUACCGAAACUAACAUCAUGGAGAUCGGGACGGGCGAGCAUAGCGUGCCGGAUGCCACUGGUGUACCAAAUGCCGUGACUAGCGCUCAAAUCACGCAGGCCACUGGCCUUUCGGGAAUUGAAACCGGGGUGCCAGGCGCCAGGCCGACCAGCUCAAAGGCAGCUGCCCCAACAAUGAGACCAGAUAUGAAGUUUGGCGUUGCUGCUGCCGGUCUGGCAGGUGCUGGCAUGCUGUUUGCCGCCAUGUGA
Messenger RNA from Arthroderma uncinatum, 1488 nucleotides. Its product is annotated as aspartic-type endopeptidase (OpsB). The transcript has 3 exons. Gene Ontology annotation, biological process: proteolysis. Lineage: Eukaryota; Fungi; Ascomycota; Eurotiomycetes; Onygenales; Arthrodermataceae. Gene Ontology annotation, molecular function: aspartic-type endopeptidase activity. The coding region runs from base 1 to 1488 and encodes 495 amino acids. The record is from RefSeq and is a predicted model, not a curated record.